UUUGUAUUAUGCGGUCACAUUUAUCUCAGCAUUCGAAAAAAACGCGCAAAUAGAAGGGACGCCAAAAUAAAAUACAAUUUAAAAUCAAUAUUUUAUUAGAUUUUAUCGCAUUUUAUUCGAUACUCCAGUGCCAUGACGCUAUCUCGCACAAAACACGCCAACCGCAAUCACCUGCCGCACCUUCUGGCCAAGGUGCCUGAGGAGCAACAGGAGCCCAUAAAGAAUAUGUGUCUCAAGAUGAUGUCCCACGACGCCUACGGGAAGCCAUACGAAUGGAGUGCCCGCGACUUUGACAUGGGCGCUCACUUGGGUCGCGGAAAGUUCGGACGUGUUUACCUGGCGAGGGAGCGCCAUUCCCAUUACCUGGUGGCUAUGAAAGUCAUGUUCAAGGAAGAACUGCGCAAGGGCUGCGUGCAGCGACAAGUUCUUCGCGAGAUCGAGAUCCAAUCGCGUCUCAAGCACCCUCAUAUUCUUCGGCUACUCACCUGGUUCCACGACGAAAGCCGCAUCUAUCUGGCUUUGGAGAUCGCAUCGGAAGGCGAGUUGUUCAAGCACCUGCGCGGAGCACCCAAUCACCGAUUCGAUGAACCAAGAUCAGCGAAAUACACGUAUCAGGUGGCAAAUGCACUUAACUACUGUCAUUUGAACAACGUGAUCCAUCGAGAUCUAAAGCCAGAGAACAUCUUACUGACCAGCACAGACGAUCUGAAGCUGGCCGACUUCGGUUGGUCGGCGCACACGCCCAACAACAAGAGGAGGACACUGUGCGGUACAUUAGACUACCUUCCACCAGAGAUGGUGGACGGAAACUCCUAUGACGAUUCGGUGGACCAAUGGUGCCUGGGAAUCCUGUGCUACGAAUUCGUCGUCGGUUGUCCACCUUUCGAGUCGAACAGCACGGAGAGUACCUACAGCAAAAUCAGGCGCAUGGAGAUUUUUUAUCCACCGCAUUUGUCCAAGGGCUGCAAAGAGCUAAUUGGCGGGCUUCUUCGCAAGGAGAGCAAGGGACGGAUUACCCUGGUGGAAGUGAUGACGCAUUUUUGGGUCAAGGAGGGAAUGGCCGAAAGGGAACGACAGCUUCAGCUGAAGGAGCGCGGCAAGGAGAAUACAGCCAAGAAUUGAUCGGUUUAGAGUAUGGAUUUUUAACGACUUUUAUACAAUUUUACAAUUAUGUUAAAUAAACGGUUUAAGAAAUUUAA
Molecule: messenger RNA, 1199 nt
Organism: Drosophila eugracilis
Lineage: Eukaryota; Metazoa; Arthropoda; Insecta; Diptera; Drosophilidae
Gene: aurB
Product: aurora kinase B
Biological process (GO): mitotic spindle organization; regulation of cytokinesis; protein phosphorylation
Cellular component (GO): spindle microtubule; chromosome passenger complex; spindle pole centrosome
Molecular function (GO): protein kinase activity; ATP binding
Source: RefSeq, a predicted model, not a curated record